UGAAUAACACUUGUAAUAAAUCUAGAGGAGGAUCGGUUUCGAAGAAAGGAACUAAAUCAAAGUUGGAUUCAAAGAUGUGUGUGUGAUGGAGCUAGUGAUAACGAAAUUAGAUUGGUAUUAAAAUAAAAGCUGGGAAGUGAGUGAGUGAUUGAUAUUGAAGAGGAGCAUCCAUAUAUAAAGGAAGGUUUAUGUUUGAGUUUUGUGUCAUUAAAUUUCGAGACAAAUAUUAAGUUAUUUACAGCAAGUGAAAGUGAAUUAUAAUGAUGGGAAUGAUGGGUUGGGGAGCAACAGAACAAGGUUGGAGGAAGGGUCCUUGGACUCCUGAAGAAGAUAAGCUACUUACUGAGUAUGUCAACUUGCAUGGAGAAGGAAGAUGGAGUUCUGUAUCUAUGUCUUCAGGUUUGAACAGGAGUGGAAAGAGUUGCAGGCUGAGAUGGGUGAAUUAUCUAAGACCUGGACUUAAGAGAGGGCAAUUAACACCUCAGGAAGAAGGGAUUAUUAUUGACCUGCACGGUUUAUGGGGUAACAAGUGGUCAACAAUUGCAAGAUACUUGCCUGGGAGAACAGACAAUGAGAUAAAGAACUACUGGAGAACCCAUUUCAAGAGGAAAGAAAAAGCAUCUCAAAAGCAAGAGAAACGAAAGGCUCAACUUCUAAAACAAAAGCAAGAGGCACAACAGCAACAACAACAAGAAGAUAACAUGAAUAAGCUUAUGGUCGUCUCACCUCAUGCAGAUAAUAACCAUACACGCAAUAAUGAAAAAAAUAUCACUGGAGAAGCGCAAGAAAAGCCGCAAACGGUUUUCAUACACCCCACUAUGGAGUACGAUCAGUUCUUGCCGGCUGUUACGUAUAAUGAUUUUUCAUCUGGGCCGUCGUCGGAUCAGUAUAUGAUAGUAGAUGAAGGCCUGUGUGGUGGACUCUGGAACCUUGAGGUUCCAUUGCAGCAUGGGUACCAAGAAACAAGUAAUUGCAACAAGAUGGCCAUGCAAAAUCAGCCAGGGACAGCUUUUGCUUUUGGAGGAGAGGCAAACUAUAACUUAUACUACAACGAAGGAGGCUAUAUUUUUUAAGAAGACAAGGAGCAAGCAAAAUGUGAUCAUCAGUAGUUCUUAGUUAUGUUUAACUGGCUUUAAUUAAUAUCAUGCAUGCAUAUUAUAACAUUAUUUGUAUAAGCAAAGAAUAAGUUAAGAUCGUGUGAAAUUU
This is a messenger RNA of Pistacia vera, 1206 nucleotides long. RefSeq names its product transcription factor MYB24-like. Lineage: Eukaryota; Viridiplantae; Streptophyta; Magnoliopsida; Sapindales; Anacardiaceae. The transcript is spliced from 3 exons. Bases 261 to 1073 code for a protein of 270 amino acids. Gene Ontology annotation, biological process: regulation of DNA-templated transcription. Gene Ontology annotation, cellular component: nucleus. Gene Ontology annotation, molecular function: DNA-binding transcription factor activity; sequence-specific DNA binding. The record is from RefSeq and is a predicted model, not a curated record.